UCUAAAAUAGGUCCUUAUGUAAAUCAAUAACCUGGCCCUUGUUUAAGGAUUUGCUUCUCUGGAUCUCAUCCCAGUUUCCCUGAAAAUUAUUAAUGCACAAUGGUGGAGGGAAGUUGAAGGUGUUUUGACUGUCAAAUGACAGUGACAGUCUAAGUCCUGUGCUCAGGUAGGCCGUGCUGCGUCCAUAUCUCUGCCCAUGAUUGCAGCAUUUGAGUUUAUUUGCAUUACUGUUCUUUGCUGAGCUGCACCAAGGAAAAGUGCUUUUGCAUUUUCAUUUGCUUUGUUCACAGUCACCGUUUCCAUUUGGACUGGUCUUUGUUACUUCUUUGUGCCGUUUUAAUUCCUGAAUUUAUUGUGUAUGUGCCAUGGCAUACUUAUAUGCUCUAUGAUAUUUUUUUUAUGCAUCAGUGCUCCUUUAUCAUUGCUGUGCUUGAAUCAUGUAAGAUACGUUUAUGGUAGUUGUAAACUAAGGUUUCUCAUAUUCUGUGUGGGAUUUUUUUCAGUCAAUGAGCUGUUAGAUUUCCCUCUUUAUCUUUAUUUAUACACCAAGCCUUUUUAUAUAACCUCUUCUGUGAGAACCUAUAUAGAAUAACUGGUAUAAUUUAGCAUUGUGUCUGUUCUGGUGAACCAAAAAGCUCAAUAACUGAUUGACGUUUGAGUGUGAUAUCUGAAUAGUAAACAAUGUUGUGUUCAAAGUCAUAUAGCCGAUCACAAUCAUAAUGGUCAAGAAUAUUUGAUACAAUCCACCAUUGUUAAAGUGAUCUAUACUUAGUUGCUGUGUCAGCCGGAGAUCUGCCAUAGAAUAUUCAAAACUCUAAGCAUGGCCUUAUGGUAGGAGUGUCCAAAAAAGUACCCCAACCCCACCCAUUGGUGCCCUACAAUUUUAAAUGAAGUUGCUAGUUCCUAAAGGCUGAAGGAGAUAAGCAAGCGAGCAGAGAACCAGUAGACUCUCAAGCCGUCCUCCAUGAUCUGUGCAGUGGUGUGAAUCUACUCACCUGAUAAACAAAGAUACUCAAUACAUCACUUGCAGAUGGAGAACUCAUCUGAGCAGUCUCGUUGGGUGUCCCCCAGCCUGAUCAGUCCCGACCCGUUAGCAAACUACACCACAGAGCCUGGUUUACUGCCACCCGGUGAAGAUGAUGAGCCCUUCUACUCCAGCUCUGAGGCUGACUUACUCCCAUCUUAUUAUUCCUCUAGUGUCCAGAGUCGAGCCUCGUCUUCUUACAGACACAGUCCAGUUCGCCAAGUCUACUCCUCUCCAUCUCUUCUGGGAAACAUCCAGUGGCUGGACAACUCUGUAGGCCACUCUCUAAACUCUUCCUAUAACCCCACAUCCACUGUCUGGGCAAGCAGCCCAUUCACAAAGACACCUCUCCACCCUCACACCACCACGUCCAUCUACCCGAACAGUGCGACCCCAUCUUUCACAUCCCCCAAAGAGGGAUUCCCUUCCCCGAGCCAUGAUGGGAAGGAAAGUCCCAGGCUCCAGGAAGUCCUAAAAGCCGAGCGCCUGAGUCCCAUGGGUGGAGGGGGAAGCAGCUUUCUCAAUCUGAGUUCAGCCGCUGGAGGUGUGUAUGGUCCUUCUCCACACAUGCUGAGUCCAUACGGAUCAUACAUGACCACGUCACAGGACUAUAGUUCAGCAUCACUCUAUUCUAGUGCUGGACCCUGGAUGAGCCCUUCGUCAUACUCACCCAAACUUCGCAACAAGAUGAGACUUUCGCCACCAGAGGCUCGUGAAUGUGUAAACUGUGGUGCCACUGCCACCCCUCUGUGGCGUCGAGAUGGGACAGGCCACUACCUCUGUAAUGCUUGCGGACUGUACCAUAAGAUGAAUGGCCAGAACAGACCCCUCAUCAGACCAAAAAAGAGGCUGAUUGUCAGCAAACGCGCUGGAACGCAGUGUGCCAACUGCCACACAAGCACUACGACACUAUGGAGACGCAAUGCCAGUGGCGAGCCUGUGUGCAACGCCUGCGGCCUCUAUUUUAAACUGCACAAUAUCAACAGGCCCUUAACUAUGAAGAAGGAUGGCAUCCAGACACGGAAUCGCAAGGUGUCUAACAGAAACAAGAAGGGCAAAAAGAGCACAGUGUCAGAGGUUUACCCUGACAUGUCUCACAUCGCACCUCCCGAUGAGCAUGUAGGACCCUACUCUCUGAACCCAGGACCGCUCCUGUCUUAUAGCCACACCCCUCAUCUACUGCCCCCUUCCACCUUGCACUCCUCUUCCACUUUGUCCUACAGUCACCACCCAAACUCUGGCAUGAUGCCCACACUUGUGUGAAGGAAAUGUCCGUUGGACCAUGAGGCAUGUACAUUACGUUGUAGAUAUAGUAAACACUUCUUGCAUAAACGCAUCACAUCACAUUUUUAAAUAAAGAGAAAAUGCGUAAAAGCAACUCCAUAACAGUGGCAGUCUAACAGUUUGCCAGUGAUUUUGAAGCUGU
This is a messenger RNA of Rhinichthys klamathensis goyatoka, 2450 nucleotides long. RefSeq names its product GATA binding protein 1a (gene gata1a). Gene Ontology annotation, cellular component: nucleus. Gene Ontology annotation, biological process: positive regulation of transcription by RNA polymerase II; cell fate commitment; negative regulation of transcription by RNA polymerase II. Gene Ontology annotation, molecular function: zinc ion binding; RNA polymerase II cis-regulatory region sequence-specific DNA binding; DNA-binding transcription factor activity, RNA polymerase II-specific. The record is from RefSeq and is a predicted model, not a curated record. NCBI's taxonomy places the organism in Eukaryota, Metazoa, Chordata, Actinopteri, Cypriniformes, Leuciscidae. The coding region runs from base 1031 to 2287 and encodes 418 amino acids. The transcript is spliced from 6 exons.